Dreissena polymorpha is the source of this 5473-nucleotide messenger RNA. RefSeq lists its product as uncharacterized. The coding region runs from base 317 to 2899 and encodes 860 amino acids. NCBI's taxonomy places the organism in Eukaryota, Metazoa, Mollusca, Bivalvia, Myida, Dreissenidae. The transcript is spliced from 3 exons. The record is from RefSeq and is a predicted model, not a curated record.
ACAACUGGCGUUUAGUUAAUUUAAUUCAUGAAUGGUAAAUAUGUUAAGACGACUUCGAUAUCUAAAUCAUUUAAAAACCGUUUUUAGUUUUCCUUUGUAAUAGCACAAUUUGUUAUCAGUGAUUUGGCUAUCACUUUUCUUUAAGACGUUGAAACGGUGUGCAUUAAAUUUACGUAUCACUUAAUAGGGAAUGCAAUCACGUGGAUUAACGUGCAUUAAUUUAUUGUGGAGUGCUCAUAUCGAGUGAAUUUUGAAUUUCUUGCAUGAUAUAGGAAGAAACACCUGUCUUUAAACAGCCGGAGCGGAUUAAUUAGACAUGGCGUUGGCCAUCGGUAUUAAAAUCAGUCCUUCCCGGACACAGUCGUCCAUCGACGCAAAAGGAGGCAGGCAGAAACCCGAUAUAGACUUCGACUUGCUGGUAACGCGAGUCGAAAACACCAUUAUGUCUGAUAAAGAACGUCAAAACAUGGGCAUAACUCCACGGCAACUUAUGUCGCGCAGUAAUCCCGCCUUGUUUGCCGCCGACCGAGAGAAGACGGGCCAUGACCUCACAAAUCCGCGUGAAAUGUACAACAUGUUAUCCCAUAAGACGAAAUCCAUUGAAGAUAUAGCCGCGAAGUUUAAGCAGGAGUUAGCCAAAGCCGGUCAAUUAACUGGAACGCUUCCAAGCUUAUCAAGAACUCGUAGUAUGAAUGAUAUUGACAAAACGUCAGGCGACAGGAUAAAUCACAAGGUGUUAAAUGUUUCAGCAAUGCGCAAUGUCGAUCAGAGACUAGACGUGAUUUUAUUAAACAGACAUAGAACGAGUGUCGACGAUUUCAGACGUACCUCAGAUAGAAAAUACCACGCGAGAACUGUGAACUUACCGCGACUUUCCCGACAGACCAGGCAUCAGAAAGGCGAAAGAGAGUCAGAAACACUUGAGCUCCCGUCUUUACAGGAGCCAAGGCACAUUUCAGAAGAACGAGGGCAAGAUUACGGUAAUAGCCAUGAGGCGCCGAAUAACCGGUUAAUACAAAUCAGAGAAGAACUGUCGGGGUCAGAUUCCAAACUUGAUAAGUGGUUCUCGGAGAUGCCCAAUGAGGAGUUCGACAAAGCGCAACGUGCCAUAUUUGAAGAUAGCAUCAGAGAGAGGUUACAGGAAUUUCAACGGAAGCGACAUCGUAAGAUUAACUUUCCAAAUCAAAGUCUAAACGUGUGCUUAGGGUCAAAAAUGAAACGUGUGCCUAACACGUAUUUGGAGUUACGCGUCGAUUCAUUUGGGAAACAUUUGCAGACUGAAUACAGUCAUGAUAAACUUAGGAAAUACGGACUUCACCAGAAGUCAAUGCAUCACUUGAAGACCAAAGACUUUAGUGACCCAGAACGGAACGUUCACAGGGACGAGAAUCUUCCUCGUAUUGCUCUACAGCAUCGUUCUCUUACUACCUUAGCCCUUACAAAAGCUAAGCAAAAAGGCGAUGGCGAAAAACAGAGCAAACGGAAAAGGGAUUAUAUUGAAAUCCCGACCGCAAAGGGACUUAACACUGUGUACAUGAAUGACAAUUUUGAUUAUUCGGAAAGGGAGCAACGGUUUAAGCAUAGACUCGGGACCAGCAACUACGAAGAGUACACCGAGAGAUUAAACAUGAUGAGGGAAGCAAGUGAGUUUUAUAAUAUCAGAUCGAAUUCGCCAGUUUAUUCUCUUAAUGAUGACGGUGAUGAGGUACAUUGUGAUAAGGAUGGCACUAAAACCGCGACAAUUGUUAAUUUAGCUCUGCCAAAUUCAGCACCAAAGAUUCGAAAGCCUCACCAUAUUAAGAAAACUAUAUUGAAAGAAUCUGAAAAUGCGCAAAAAGCUGAAAAUGAUGAGGUAAAAGAAGACAAUGAAAUCAAUGAAAAUGAAGAAACAUUUGAACACUUUGAAGAUGACAAGGGUGAAAAUCAAGAUUCCGAUAAACCAGGCCCCGUAAUAACAAAAAUUCCGACCGCACAGUCAUCGAGAACCUCCGAAUCGAAGUCCACAUCCUCGUCAAUUUUGAGUAAUAAAGAAGCGCUGAAGAAAUUUAACAAGCUUGAAGUGUUCGCUGAACACGGUAAAAUGGCAAACACUCUGCAACAGAGGAAUAAUUUCAAGGAGUUUAAGGUGCGCAGUUCUGACGCGCUUAGAAAUGUAAAUUUACCACAAUCGUUGAAGUUAGAUACUCGGUAUCAGACACAACCGCAUUCAACCACGGGCGUGAUACGUGAUGAGAUAAACAUCCCAGUAAAUGAUCGAAAACCGGAAGUCGUCUUUCGUUUUGAACCGGGCGAGGUGCACAUUACUCGCAGUAAUGCCAACCAAACGUUCCUAUACUCAAGAUCAAGCGAACGAGCGCGGGUCAUUUAUGGCAAAAUACACAGUCACAGCAAAGAACAUCUAUCAAGGAAAGACUCGAGAUUCAAAGAAGAGUUUAAAGACGGGCAUUCUAUGGCAACGAUGAGCACAAAAUUGGGUGCAUACAAAUCAGAUCUUAGGCGAUUUGAAAGCCGUGCCGUUGACGGUAGCCUAGACUCAACGUCACCAAGACCUGAAGAAACCGCGCAAAAUGAUAUGCUCGUCAUCGGCAAUGAAGCGACAAUACGUCACCAUGGUUACUCUACCGCAACAAAAAAUCAAACGGACUCUAAAGCAAUAUCGUAUAAACGCGAUGCAGCGAUGGAAACAGAUAUAAUAGGUUCGGAAAAGGCGUCACAAAGACUCUCAGAACACACGUCAGAGCGACGUCAAAGCGCUGAAGAUCUUUCUGAGCCCAGAAGUUGCUCAGGACUAAGCGAUUAUAUUGUAGAAAACAAUGACGGAGAAAGUUUGACAAGCGAUGGCGAGGAAGCGAUGGAAAUAGAACUAUCGAGUCGAUUGAAAUCCAAUCACAGUGUGUGAUCCCUUAAAUCAUUUAAGUUAAAUGCCAUCUUUCAUUAAAUGCUUGAGAAAAUGCACUAUCCAUGUGUAUGGUACUGAGAAAUGGAAUGUAUAUUUUUUUAUUACAUGAAAGAGACAAGUACUGCGUUCAUUAACGGGUUUUCUCUGACUAAAUAGACAUAGUAGGAAUGUGGUUUGACAAAUGUACAGUCAUUAACCUUCAACAGUUCAAAACAAAUGCUGUAACAUGUAUACAAAUCUUGCAAAACAAGUCCAUAAAAGGCAGUUUCAAAGUUUUGAGCGAUUAGAAUUGUAUUUGCUAAAAAUAACAGUUUGCACGUUGUGUUAUCUUUGUUGUUCAUAUUAUAAGAUUUGAAAAGCAUAUUUUUUUUAUUUUUUAUGAGUAAAGAUUUAUGUUCCAUACAAAAAGUCUUCCUGUCGGACAUAAGCUAUUAUUUGUUACAACAAGAAGGCAUCGUCUGCACGUGUUCAUGUUUUUCAGCUAACACAACAUAUGGUUUCGCUGUGUUCGGUAUUUGUUAGUUGUUGAAGAGAAACACCGCAUGAGUAAUAUUCAAUAGUAUGAACGGUUUCGAUAUUCCCACUAUACCUUGCAGAUUUGUUAAUAUGACUCAUAUACAGUGCCGGAUUAGCACCUUGGAGGCCUAAUGAUUCAAGUUUUUAAAAUUAUCGCGCGUUAACGUUUUGUUAACAAACGCGUGCACAUCUAUCACUCGAUGACUUCACUCAAUUAAGACUUUUAACAACUGUUAAUGUUAUUUUAUAUUUGAAUUACGACUGAAAUUCAUUAAAAUUAAAUAUAACCGCACUUGUCUGUCAACUUCUUGAAUAGAUGUGACAUGGUAUAACAAUUUCCAAUCCGUAUUUCACAUCUUUCUGCAUAUACAAUACAAUGUAAUAUAGGCCGCAGAAGUCUCGUUUUACAUUCGAAUUGUAAGAAUGCCACUUUUCUUUAUAUUUGCAGCACCAUUACUGUAUUGCCCAUGGUAAUUAUGUUGUGUCCGAAAAAUGACACUAAUCGUCUCUUUCUUAUUAAGAACAUGCCAGCUUAAUAUUGGUUUCUUAAAAAAAAAUAUUUCUAGAAGUAAAUAAAACUAAAAUAGCAAAUAAGAAUGUUCGUUUAAGUCAAGAAGAAGGUAUAUCUUCAAGCCGUAAAAUUAUAGGUUUUCGUUCAGUAUUAGACAUAAGUAUUUUAGUCAUAUAUUCAUUUCCAAAAUAUUGAUAACUUUCUACGGCUUGCGUGGUUUGUGUAAAGAUUUGUUCAUACGCCACAUUGACAAGAUUUGUUCAUACGCCACAAUCACAGGCUUUGUUCAUACGCCACAUUGACAAGAUUUGUUCAUACGCCACCUAGACAAGAUUUGUUCUUACGCCACAUGGUCAGGCUUUGUUCAUACGCCACAUUGACAAUAUUUGUCAAUACGCCACAUGGUCAGGCUUUGUUCGUACGCCACAUUGACAAGAGUUGUUCAUACGCCACAUUGACAAGAUUUGUUCAUACGCCACAUUGACAAGAUUUGUUCAUACGCCACAUGGUAAGGCUUUGUUCAUACGCCACAUUGACAAGAUUUGUUCAUACGCCACAUGGACAGGCUUUCUUCAUACGCCAGAUUGACAAGAUUUGUUCAUACGCCACAUUGACAAGAUUUGUUCAUACACCACAUGGACAGGCUUUGUUCAUACGCCACAUUGACAAGAUUUGUUCAUACGCCACAUUGACAAGAUUUGUUCAUGCGCCACAUGGUCAGGCUUUGUUCUUACGCCACAUUGACAAGAUUUGUUCAUACGCCACAUUGACAAGAUUUGUUCAUACGCAAAAUGGGCGAAAUUUGUUCAUACGCCACGUUGACAGGCUUUGUUCAUACGCUACAUUGACAAGAUUUGUUCAUACGCCACAUUGGCAAGAUUUGUUCAUACACCACAUGGGCAGUCUUUGUUCAUACGCAACAUCGACAAGAUUUGUUCAUACGCCACAUUGAUAAGAUUUGUACAUACGCCACAUGGACAGGCUUUGUUCAUACGCCACAUCAACAAGAUUUGUUCAUACGCCACAUUGGCGAGAUUUGUUCAUACGCCACAUGGACAGGCUUUGUUCAUACGCGACAUGGACGAGAUUAGUUCAUACGCUACAUGGACAGGCUUUGUUCAUACGCGACAUGGACGAGAUUUGUUCAUACGCAACAUGGACGAGAUUCGUUCAUACGCUACAUGGACAAGAUUUAUUGAGAUUGACCUAGAGUUAAGAAUGAAUGUGUAAUAAUAAAUUUGAUUUAACAUUUGGUUUUUGAUUUAAAUAAGUACGCUUUUGAUUUAAGUUAAAUUUGUCUCGAUCAAAUUUGUCCUUUUACUGGUGUUGUUCAAAGUAUGAGCAAAUGAAAUUUUACAUUUGAAUCGUAUAUAGACUCUUUAAUGAUAAGACAUCAUCAUUUUUACAAUCACAUGUUGGGUGCGAUCAUAUUGGAAUUGUUAAUUCAAAGGUGUUCAUAUUUGUAAACAAGUUAUUUAUCUAAGUGUUGAAUCUUUGUAGAUCGAUUGAUAUUUACGCUUGUAAACAAUUUAUUUAUGUAUUUAUGG